AUGGGAGAGACACCACAAUCUCACGAUCGGCAAAACACCGUCUACUCGGAUUACCAGGGUCCCACGCAAGUGGAUGGAGUGAGCCAAUCGCAAGAGAAAACUUUCACGACUCCAGGAGAACAUGCACCUUUCUCUUCGCAAUUCGGUGCAUUCUCACAGACGUCUCGCACAUCGACCUCGCAACAUGUUAACCCAUAUGCCAACUAUCAGUACCAGCAGUCGAUGCAUGGGCUGGACAUGAGCUCGGUAGGACUUACACUGCCUGGGUCUUCUCCCUUGUCCACUUCUGCCAGAGCUUUCGCGCAACAAGCGUCAUCCCACGCUGAUGGAUUGCCUGUGCAGGCGCCAGGCAUGAACUUUAGACCGCAAAAGUUGCACCAGUAUGGAGCUCAGGCUUAUCCACCGAACAUGACGAUGCCCAUGUCUGGUCUGCGCAACCAACCGCAAGCCGCUGGUAUGGCUCCCCACUACUAUCACAACUCCUACAGUGUACCUCCCUCGCAGCUCGGCAUGCAACGCCAGGGACAGCCCAUCGUAGGGUACUCAAUGAUGCCCGGAAUGCCCUCCAACAAUUUCGAUUUCAACAACCAGCCGAAUCAUCCCGUGUCAUACUUGAGUACGUCUAUUCCACGUGGUCAGAGAGAUGAACUGCAAGACAUCUCCAUCAUCUUUGAUCCAGAAGCUAAGCGCAAGACACUGACUCUGAUCUUGGUCACUCAGCCCACACCAUCUUAUCCCAGAGGUCCACCAAGAAAACCCAGACAAUCUGGCCAUGCACUCUGGGUCGGAAACCUGCCCCCUGGCACAACCAUCGGCGCCCUCAAGGACCACUUUUCACGCGAAGCAACCAAAGACAUCGAGAGUCUAUUCCUCAUCUCCAAGAGCAACUGUGCGUUUGUCAACUACCGCAACGAGACUGCGUGCGCUGCUGCCAUGGUCAGAUUCCACGAUUCUCGGUUCCAGGGUGUGCGUUUGGUAUGUAGGCUUCGUCGUAGCACCCCCAACGCUGGAUACUCCUCGACGAUACCCGACUCAACGACUCCUGAAUCCGCCAACGAGGCAGACAAGUCGGGUCGCAAAGGAUUACGAAGAACAUCUUCUGGUCCGGUCAUUGUGGAUGGUUCAGCCCGUUCAUCGCCAGACAAACAGUCUCCGCACGGUGGUGUUGAUGGUGUCGACGAUGUUGAUGGUGUCGAUGGAGUUGAUGGUGCCGAUGGUGUCGAUGAGGUUGAUGGCGUUGAUGGAGUAGAUGGUGUUGACGGACUCGACAAGGUCGAUGGCCACAGUCCAGCACGAGUGCCUGAGAAGUACUUCGUGGUCAAGAGUCUUACGCUGCAGGAUCUCGAAGCCAGCGUGCGCAAUGGAGUCUGGGCCACGCAGAGCCACAACGAGGUUGCGCUGAACCAUGCUUACGAGUCUGGAGAAUACUUUGGCUAUGCUCGCAUGACCAGCCCCAUCACCUCGGAACCGACAACAUCUCCCACGGAACUGCAGCCAAAGACCAAAGACCUGGACAGCGGGCCAAAGUCCAUUCCAACCCCGGCAACACAAUGGGCGCCAAAGGGACGCAUCGUAGACGACUCGGCACGCGGCACAAUCUUCUGGGAAGUCGACAACACACCUGAAGACGGAACAGAAGAAGAAGGAGCAGCAAUCGACGGUGCUUCCGCGACAACACUACAGCAAACCCAACGAGAAGAGAAGGAAACAGGUGCCCGACAAGAAAGGCAAGAGUGGGGCAAAUCUUUCCGGGUCGACUGGAUCUCGACGAACCGACUACCCUUCUACCGCACCCGUGGUCUGCGUAAUCCCUGGAAUGAGAACAGAGAGAUCAAGAUCGCGCGCGAUGGCACAGAGAUUGAGCCUAGUAUUGGACAGCGGUUGGUGCAAAUGUUCCAUCGCCCGGCACAGAUGCCCCAGGGCGCGAUCAGCAUGUCUCCUGUAGGGAUGCACUUUCCCUCGUGA
Messenger RNA from Aureobasidium uvarum, 1965 nucleotides. Lineage: Eukaryota; Fungi; Ascomycota; Dothideomycetes; Dothideales; Saccotheciaceae. The record is from the annotation of a GenBank genome assembly.